Messenger RNA from Aspergillus oryzae RIB40, 726 nucleotides. RefSeq lists its product as uncharacterized. The transcript has a single exon. NCBI's taxonomy places the organism in Eukaryota, Fungi, Ascomycota, Eurotiomycetes, Eurotiales, Aspergillaceae. The record is from RefSeq and is a predicted model, not a curated record. The coding region runs from base 1 to 726 and encodes 241 amino acids.
AUGAAGGUGCCUUUCGUUUUGCUGGCCUCCCUGUGUGCCAACAGUGCCCUCACUACGGCUCUCCCCGCCGAUCAAGUCUCCGCCGACAAGGCCAUCCUCCUCCUCGGUGACGGCACCACCAAGGCUGUUGAGAAAAAGGACCUUGCAUCUCAUCUCAACGGCAUCUCGCUCGAGCCCCCGACCGACAACCUCCCCCGGUCCUUCAAGUCCGAAGGCUUCACCGGUCUCCAGAAGCGCGGCGAUGCCCAGUUCAUCAUCCCUCUCCCCGAUCAGGAAUUCCUAGGCUGGGACAUCGCCAUGUCCCCCAUCACCCACGCCAACGGCGCCCCCGCAACUGUCGCCAUUGCCGCCGGUCAGAGCAUUGCCAACAGUAUCUCCGUCGGUGCCUCUUUCACUGCUACCGUCGAGAAGUGGCUCCAGAUUGGCGCCAGCGUUAACUACCAAGAUACUGUUACCAACACGCUUACCGGUACGGCUACCAUGACGAUCCCCAUAAACAAGUGGGGUGCUAUUGUUAGCAACCCCUUGACCCACCGCCGCAGAGGCUAUGUUUUCAGCGGUGCUCCUGGCAAGGCUCAGUACGAGUACUUCCAGGCCGACUCGUUCGACCGCAAGAGUGUCUCUUACCAGCAGGCCAAACUCGACUGGGUGCAGGGUGUGAUCACCACUUGCCUGGGUGACGGCUACCCUCUGAAGAUGUGCAAUGGACAGGGUGAGCUGAAAUAG